AUGGACGACCAAAUCGAGAUCUUGCCAGGAACAUCGCGCCUCUUCGAAACCGAUGCACAAGCUGCCAGCUCCCAUCUCAAGCGACAUGGAAAUAUUGUCCUCUCGCCACAACCGACCGAUUCUCCUAAUGACCCUCUCAAUUGGGGCCUCCCACGAAAGUACCUGCACGCCAUCCUACUCUUCUUCAUUACAGGCUUCACAGCUGCCACUGCGAACGAUGCUGGCUCGGCGCAGGAUGGGAUGAACGAGGAAUAUGGGAUAUCUUAUGGCGCAAUGAAUACAGGAGCAGGCGUACUUUUCGUCGGAAUUGGAUACUGGACAUUCUUGAUAUCGCCAGCUGCUUCUCUGUACGGGAGAAGAAUUCCAUACCUGAUAGGCAUCACCUGGGGACUCAUUGGAGCAUUAUGGUUUGCGCAUGUCAAGGGGACUCGAGAUUCGAUCUGGAACCAGCUCUUUGUCGGCGCGUCAGAAAGUGCUGCAGAGGCCAAUGUCCAAUUGUCGCUGUCUGAGAUCUCAUUUGAACACCAAAGAGGAAGCGUGAUCGGUAUUUACGUCUUAGCGACGAGUGUUGGAAUAUAUCUCGGGCCUCUGAUCGGUGGCUUCGUCUCAGAUCGUCUUGGGUGGAGAUGGAUACCUUGGCUUUCGGUUAUCAUAUCGUCAGUCACCAUUUUGGUUCUAUAUUUCUGUUUGGAGGAAACGAUGUUCGACCGUGCAGCACAUAGCGGACCUAUGAUCGACGGCGUGCAAGAAGCCAGUCACGGCUCCAAGGAGCUCUCAUCAGACAAUGAAAAGAUUGGCACCUCGGGAGAUCUCAAGAAGUCGACAUCAAACACCGGAUCUAACGCACCGCGUGGUAAAGAUGAAAAGCCAAAGACGUAUCUCCAACGAAUUCAGCUCAUCACGCUUGCGCCGAAUCUGAAAGGUACAGGAUUCAAACAGUACAUUAGUCGUCUCUUCCACACCCUUCGUAUUUUUGGUUUCCCAGCUGUCAUAUACUCUGGGAUCCAGUGGGGAGCUCAAGACGCUUGGUUGACAUUCUAUCUCACGCUUGAAGAGGACAACUGGUAUGGCCCUCCCUGGAACUACAACGACGCUCAAGUCGGAAUCAUGAACGUACCAUGUGUGAUCGGAGCCGUUAUUGGCUGUUUCUGGGGUGGAUACAUGUCCGAUCGUUUUGUGUUCUGGAUGGCAAAGCGCCGAAAUGGUAUUCGAGAAGCAGAAGAUCGACUCUGGAUGAUGUUCCCUUGUGCAAUUUUCUCGCCUGCUGGCAUGUUGCUCUUCGGUAUAGGGACCGCGUAUGGCUGGAAAUGGCCAGUUCCAUAUUUCGGUCUUGGCCUCAUAGGAUUUGGCUGGGGAUGCGCUGGUGAUUUGAGCAUGGCGUACCUGAUGGACGCAUACCCCGAGAUGGUUUUGGAGGGCAUGGUUGGGGUGGCUGUGAUCAAUAACACUAUUGGCUGCAUCUUUACCUUCACCGCAAGCACCUGGUUGGAGAACAGCGGAGUUCGGGACUGCUUCAUUGCGAUUUCCGUGCUGGAUUUCUUUUUCAUCAUGCUGACGAUUCCAAUGAUGAUUUAUGGCAAAGCAUGUCGACGUUGGACUUUGACACGAUAUCGAGAUUUUGUUAGGAUUCGGGAUUCCAUUUGA
Messenger RNA from Cadophora gregata, 1644 nucleotides. RefSeq lists its product as uncharacterized. The transcript has a single exon. The coding region runs from base 1 to 1644 and encodes 547 amino acids. Lineage: Eukaryota; Fungi; Ascomycota; Leotiomycetes; Helotiales; Ploettnerulaceae. The record is from RefSeq and is a predicted model, not a curated record. Gene Ontology annotation, biological process: transmembrane transport. Gene Ontology annotation, molecular function: transmembrane transporter activity.